Messenger RNA from Chenopodium quinoa (quinoa), 1290 nucleotides. Its product is annotated as DNA polymerase alpha catalytic subunit-like. The coding region runs from base 823 to 1290 and encodes 155 amino acids. The transcript has 4 exons. The record is from RefSeq and is a predicted model, not a curated record. Lineage: Eukaryota; Viridiplantae; Streptophyta; Magnoliopsida; Caryophyllales; Amaranthaceae.
GUUGCGUGAAUUGUGUACCGGCAGUCGUUGGUUCCUUUGAUUGAAGGUAUGGUCUCGAAACCGAGUGUAACAACUUUGCUAUGGACGCAUUUGUUGGUUAUUAAGAAAUUUAAAAAGCAGUUGUAACUUGUUUGUUGUUAUGAAGUUUUAGUUUUUGGAAUUUAGGGUUUUUUCAGUGAAUUUAAAGAUUUAGGGUUACCUGUGUUGUUGAUUUGUUUAGUUGGGGAAAAUGUUAGUGGGCGUGGUUCUAAAACCCUUAAUUGGAAUGAAUUUGUUGUUAUGAUGUUUUAGUUUAUGUGAUUUACGGUUAUCCACUGAAAAUAGCGAAGUAGGGUUUCCUUUGUUGUUCAUUGUUAUAAUUGGGAUUAAUUUGAGGAUGUGAAACCCGUAAUUGGAAUGAAUUUGUUGAUAUGAUGAUUUAGAUUAUGUAAUGCUUUGUUAGCCACUGAAAUUUGCGACCUUUUGUUGCUUAAUUGUAAUGAACAAGCAAAAUUGUUUUGGGUGCAUGUGGUGGUAGGAAUGUUGAAUUAAAGUAUUUAAUUUAAUUUGAAUCCAUGUAAAUGAGUGAUUAAUUGUGAGUUUUUGUGGUGGUAGACGUAUUGAAUUAUGAAUAAGUGAUAUUGUUACAUUAAUAAAUUAUGACUGUUGUGGUAUGUAUAUGAGAAUAUAGUGGAGAAAUUAUAUGUGAAGAGUUAAGGGUUUGUUGAAAUGGUUUUAUGUAGUUGGGAAAUCCCAUUUAUCGAGCGUUCAUUUGAACUUGGCAGGAGGAAAUAAUGCCGAGGAAGAGCAAGGGAUGAGGAUUGGCGCGGUCGAAAGCCGUGAAUGAGGAGGCGCCUAAAAACAGAAGUAGCUAGUAAAGGGAAGAAGAAACUGAAAUCUGAUCCAGUUUUUGAGGUAGAGUAUUUAAAGGAGUCCGAUGAAGCUGGUUUUGAUGAUGGUGGUUAUGAUGAAUCUAGUGGUGAUGAAUCUGGUUCUGAUGAUGCUGAUUCCACAGCUGGUGAUUAUGAGGUAGAUGAGGAUGCGAAGGACGACGGUGUAGGUAGUGAGGAAGAAUCAGAACAGGACAAAGUGAGCUACCAGGAACUCCUGAUCAAGUUAUUGCGGGAAAAGGUUGAGAAAGGGAAGCACAAGCGAGGUCAUAUUGAGAAAAGGACAGGAAAAAGGGACAAGCUAAAGGUCGAGAAGACAAAGGGAGAGGUGGCGAAGGAGAAAGGGGUUGUCGUUAAAACCCAAUCAAGAAGUACGCAGAAGGUAAUAUCAACCGAGUUUAAUCGGAUCCCGAGCCCUUGA